UGUGCCCUCUUGGCCGAGGAGGCUGCCUUCCCCCUCACCUACACCAUGACCCUGCACAAGGAGCUCCAGACCUUUGAGUGACUCUUCAGGGUGGUGUAUGUGCCCCAAAAUGUAUACUGUGUCCAUGUGGAUGCCAAGGCACCGGCUCCCUUCCGGCAGGCAAUGCGGCGCCUGGUGGGCUGCUUCCCCAACGCGUUCCUUGCUGUGGUCUAUGGUGGCACCUCCCGCCUGUGGGCUGACCUCCACUGCAUGAGAGACCUCUUGGCCUCAGCCAUGCCCUGGCGCUACUUGCUCAACACCUGCGGCCAGGACUUCCCCUUGAAGACCAACCGGGAGAUCGUCCAGCUGCUGAAGGGUCUCAGGGGGAAGAAUGUCACCCCCAAGGUGUUGCCGCCCCCUGACAUCACUGCACGCACCAAAUACAUGCACAGGGAGGGUGUCGGGCACAACAAUGCAGGGCUGGUCACCCCUUAGCUGCACAGGGCACCCCCACCCCACAACCUCACCAUCUACUUUGGCUCCGCAUACGUGGCCAUCACCCAGCCCUUCGUGGCAUUCGUACUGCAGGACCAGCGUGCCAUUGAUCUGCUGGCGCAAUCUGAAGACACCUACAGCCCCGAUGAGCACUUCUGGGUGAUGCUCAACAGGAUCCCGAGUGUCCCAGGCUCCAUGCCCAAUGCAUUAUGGGAAGGUGACCUGAAAGCAGUGAAGUGGAUUGAUAUGGAAGAGAGCCAUGGAGGUUGUCAUGGCCAUUAUGUCAGAGGCAUUUGUGUGUACGGAACAGGUGACCUCAAGUGGCUUUUUAACUCCACCUGUAUGUUUGCAAAUAAGUUUGAGCUUAAAACAUACCCCUUGACUGUGGAGUGCCUGGAACUGAGACAUCGGCAGAGAACCUUAUCCCAGAGCGAGGUUCCGGUGGAACCCAACUGGUACUUUUAG
This is a messenger RNA of Charadrius vociferus (killdeer), 939 nucleotides long. RefSeq names its product N-acetyllactosaminide beta-1,6-N-acetylglucosaminyl-transferase, isoform A-like. The annotation marks the transcript as partial. Gene Ontology annotation, cellular component: membrane. The record is from RefSeq and is a predicted model, not a curated record. Lineage: Eukaryota; Metazoa; Chordata; Aves; Charadriiformes; Charadriidae. Gene Ontology annotation, biological process: transforming growth factor beta receptor signaling pathway. The transcript has 3 exons. Gene Ontology annotation, molecular function: acetylglucosaminyltransferase activity.